CAUUCAAAAACGCUUCAGCUACUACUUAUUCCAUAACGAAGGUAUAUAAAUGAAUAAAAUUUUCAUUUAUUCUCAGAUCUCGUUCGUUAGGUAGCACGUUUCGCUGGUGCUGUUCGCCGUUCACGUUUACUCGUACGUUUCGCGUAUCCGUAUACCUUCGUGAUUUUAUCGUACAUAAUUUCACCUUUCAUUUUUGAAAAAUGAACGGAGAUCAGGUACUGAGUAAUGGACUCAAUAUAUCCAAUAAAAUCACCGUCGUGUUGGGCGCUCAAUGGGGCGACGAAGGCAAAGGCAAGGUGGUUGAUAUGCUGGGUAAAGAUGUUGAUAUGGUGUGUCGAUGCCAGGGUGGAAAUAACGCUGGACACACUGUAGUCGUUGACAAUAAUGAAUAUGACUUUCAUUUACUUCCUAGCGGUAUCAUAAACGCCAAGUGCAAAUCUGUCAUCGGUAACGGUGUCGUUAUUUAUUUACCCGGGCUGUUCGAAGAAAUACAAAAAAACGAAGCGAAAGGAUUGAAAGGAUGGCAAGAUCGGCUGUUGAUUUCAGACAGAGCUCACCUGGUGUUCGAUUUUCAUCAAAAAGUCGACGGUUUACAAGAAUUAGAAAAAGGCAAAAAAUCACUGGGUACGACGAAAAAAGGUAUCGGACCAGCGUAUUCGUCGAAAGCUAACCGCAUAGGAUUACGUAUCGCUGAUCUAAUCGGAGAUUUCAAUCAAUUCUCUGAAAAGUAUCAAACCUUAGUACAAAUUCACACUCGUAUGUUCCCAUCGUUGGAAAUAAACGUCGAAGAGGAAUUGAAAAAGUACAAAGAAUAUGCCAAUAUCUUGAGGCCUUUGGUGGUCGAAACCGUAUCGUAUAUUAAUAACGAAUUAAAAAGUGGCAAACGUAUUCUAGUAGAAGGUGCCAAUGCUGCCAUGUUAGAUAUAGAUUUCGGAACGUAUCCUUACGUAACGUCGUCAAAUUGCAGCGCAGGUGGCGUAUGUACAGGAUUAGGAGUACCGCCGCAAGCCAUCGGUGAAGUUAUCGGUGUCGUGAAAGCGUACACGACUCGAGUAGGCGACGGACCUUUCCCAACCGAACAAAGUAAUGAAAUUGGCGAUUUCUUACAAUCAGUAGGAGGCGAAAUCGGAGUGACGACGAAACGAAAACGAAGAUGUGGUUGGAUAGAUAUUCCUUUACUGAAGUAUACCUCGAUGGUCAAUGGAUAUGGAAAAUUAUGUAUUACGAAGCUGGAUAUCCUGGACGGUUUAGAAGAAAUAAAGUUGGGAGUAUCGUACAGACUGGACGGUAAACCAUUGAAGCAUUUCCCAUCCGAUGCUUCGAAAUUAGCUCAAGUCGAAGUCGAUUAUAUCACGUUACCAGGAUGGAAAACCAGUAUCGAAAACGUCCGAGAGUACGACGACUUACCAGAAAAUGCUAGGAAAUAUAUCGAAAAGAUUGAAGAAUUCCUGCAAGUCCCAGUGAAAUGGAUCGGCGUUGGUAAAGGCCGAGACUCGAUAAUCAAGAUCAAAUAAAAUACCUACAAACUUUCAAAAAAAAAAAUUUGUUAUCAAUGUUUCUUGCUGGCAUUUUGUUAUUUAAUAUUUUUGUUUCUUCUUUUUUUUUUAUUUAUUAUCAUUAUCAGUGUAAUGAAUACGUAUGGUGCGAAUCUUUUAUGUAUUACGAGUAUUUAUGUGCGCAAAAUCCUGUGAAACCAUUUAAUUUAAGUUGAGUUCUGUGCUACGAGAUUAUUGAGUAAUCUGUUUAUAAUGUCGAAAAUGUAAGGAUGAGAUUAUGAUUGUAAUUUGUACAUUUCAUUUUUAUGUUUAAUUCAUUACCAUAUUUUUUAGGUCACAAUAAGUUCCAGAAAAAUACCAUUUAUAUAUUGUGCCAGUUGAAAUUAUAACCAUUGUUUGUAUUUGUGAAAACAAUAAAUUUCUUUUACGUUA
Molecule: messenger RNA, 1928 nt
Organism: Planococcus citri (citrus mealybug)
Lineage: Eukaryota; Metazoa; Arthropoda; Insecta; Hemiptera; Pseudococcidae
Gene: Adss
Product: adenylosuccinate synthetase
Exons: 10
Coding region: 201-1514 (437 amino acids)
Biological process (GO): IMP metabolic process; 'de novo' AMP biosynthetic process
Cellular component (GO): cytoplasm
Molecular function (GO): GTP binding; adenylosuccinate synthase activity
Source: RefSeq, a predicted model, not a curated record